GUAACGGUCAACGGUAUAGUCCUCGCUUGAUCGCGGCGAUCAAGCGAACACCUCGUACAGCGCAGUUCCCGAGUCGCCGUCCGCCGACGACAUCCUUGUUUUUAGAGUUUGUCCAGUGAUAGUCAAGCUCAGAAAUGGACCAGACAAGCUUGGUCGCGUACAUUCAAAAAAUCGGCGAGAACGACCCUCCUCCGGCCGUCGUCAACACUGUACUCGAGGGCCGGAUCUUCGUUUGUUUGGAAAGGCUCGCCGAAGGACUGGUGUGCAAAAAGUGCUAUGCCAUUCUAUCCCUGCUCGACGCGGUUGACUCGGACUGCGAAGAUUUGCAUACGAUAUACGAGGUGCAAUGCCAGAAUUGCCAAACCACCUCGAUAGUCGAUUGCGAAAUGAACAAAGUCUACGCCGAAGAAGUGGACGUGAGGCGUAACGUUUUGCACGACGAGCACUUUGGUCAACGCACCGGUGUCAAGGGCCGACGCAUCCUCGACGUGGUGUACUUCGCCAAUCAGUUGGUCUGCGGGCAAUGCAACGCUAUUCUAUCAUUGCUGGAUAUCAUCCAAGAAGAAGCACACGGAUUUGCAUCGAUUUUUGCGAUUUCCUGCCGAGUCUGCAAAACGGUAUGCAACGUCUACACGGAUAAGCAGCAUCUCGUAGGAAAUGGGCCAGAGAAACAUUUCGAUAUGAACACGAUUACGGUUGGCUCCUGCAUUCUCAACGGCAAGACUAAAGCAGACAUGGACUUGUUCUUCAGUCGCGCGCAGAUUCCGAUAAUGGACUCGGAGAUGUUCGCGGCGCAUGAGAAAGAAAUAAGGGACAUCGAAAUGAGAUUGGGUUACGGCAACACCCAACCGGAAUAGUUGAGAGAAAUUCAACAAAGUAAAUCAGUUAGAUUUAGUAGGAUUUUAAUGACCGUUCGAAAGAUGAAUUUUUUAACGACAAUCGCAAGUUAUCUUAGAUUUAAGUUUUUAUUGUGUGCAUCGAACUCUAUUACACGUGACAUUGUUCCUUUUACAAAAAAAAACUCUAUACUCUUCCAAAAGAA
Nasonia vitripennis (jewel wasp) is the source of this 1042-nucleotide messenger RNA. RefSeq lists its product as uncharacterized. Lineage: Eukaryota; Metazoa; Arthropoda; Insecta; Hymenoptera; Pteromalidae. The transcript has 2 exons. Bases 135 to 857 code for a protein of 240 amino acids. The record is from RefSeq and is a predicted model, not a curated record.